This is a messenger RNA of Fimicolochytrium jonesii, 1820 nucleotides long. Its product is annotated as major facilitator superfamily domain-containing protein. Lineage: Eukaryota; Fungi; Chytridiomycota; Chytridiomycetes; Spizellomycetales; Powellomycetaceae. The record is from RefSeq and is a predicted model, not a curated record. The coding region runs from base 201 to 1532 and encodes 443 amino acids. The transcript is spliced from 6 exons. Gene Ontology annotation, molecular function: transmembrane transporter activity. Gene Ontology annotation, biological process: transmembrane transport.
CCUCCCAACGCGUGUGUCAUGGAGGUGUGCUUUUCCCCCCUUCCCCCUUCCCUGCCCAGAAGCACUCAUAUACGGUACUAUAGCACGACAGGCAGGCAGCAAAUACUCACGGCUACGGUAUCCUCUCCGUCUGUCUACAUCCACGACACACCGACCCCUUCAUCUUCCAAAGUCUCUCCCCCCGCGUGUCGUCGCUAUCCAUGCAGGAAGAUGGGUCCCGACGAUGGGUGAUCUUGGGUUUGGGGUGUAUGCUGCUUGUUGGGACGAACUAUGCGUACGACGCCCCAGCCUCCCUCGCCCUACUCCUCGCCACCUACCUCCACGAAACCCCCGCAGAGCACCAGUAUACCCUCUCCACCCUCUACGCGCUCUACUCGCUUCCAAACACAAUCCUUCCCUUCUACGGCGGCCGACUUGUGGAUUCGAUGGGGACAAAACGCAUGAUGCUGUGGUGUGCGGGGUUGGUGGUUGUGGGGCAGGGCGUGUUUGCUGUGGGCGUGCAGAGGAGGGUGAAGAUGGGGAUGUGGAUGGGACGAUUGUUGUUCGGAGUAGGGGCAGAGACAUUGGGUGUUGUGCAAACCCGCUUAACAACAAAAUACUUCCUCCACAAAGAACUAGCCCUUUCCCUCGGCCUCGAACUCUCCAUUGCGCGUCUCGGCUCCGUCCUCAACGACCUCAUCACCCCCCACCUUGGCGCACGCCUCUCGGUGCCCAUCGCUGUCUGGGCAGGCUUUCUGUCCUGCGUCCUCUCGUUUGUCUGCGCUAUCUUACUCGCGCGGUUGGAUGAUUUGCCGGAAAGUAGGGAUGGCGAGGCGAGUGGUGGGAGCAUGAGAGAGGCGGUCAAGAGUUAUCCGAGAGCGUUUUGGACGAUAUGUGCGGUGAUGUGUGUGUUGUAUGCGACCAUGGUGCCGUUCAAUACGGUCCAUGCGGGGUUUCUGCAGACGAGGUGGUAUCCUGGGGAUCCUGAGAAAGCCGCCCAACUCUCAUCCAUCCCCGACACCCUCUCCGCCCUCCUCGUCCCUCUCGUCGGGCACCUCACCGACACCCACGGCCACCGCACCACCUCCCUCCUCGCUUGCGCCGCCCUGAUCCUCGCCGUGCACACCUUCCUCGGCCUCGCACCGUUCGAAUGGACGCCAAUACCUGCGCUGGCCAUGCUGGGGCCGGCGUAUGCGCUGUUGUUGAGUGUGUGGCCUUGUGUGGCGAUUGUGGUGGGGGGGAGAGGGGGUGGGUUGGCUUUCGGAAUAACAACAUCGCUCCUCAACAUCUCCCUAACCCUCUUCCCGCUCAUCGUCGCGCGUCUCAUCGUGCUCGACGGGACAUACACGCUCGCCGAGCUCUUUUUCGCAAGCUGUGCGGCCGCUGGGGUGGUGUUGACCUGUGUGCUUAUGACGGAUCGGGAGUGGGGGGCGGCUUUGCAGAGGAGGGGGGCUGUGGACGGUGCGGAUGCGAAUGGGAAUGGGGAAGGGGACGUGGGGCUGAGGACGAGGGGGAUGAGAGGGGAGUAUAUGGGGCUGGAGGAUAUGGAGUGAGGCGAGGGGGAUGAGGAGGUUGAUAUCCAUGCAUAGUCGGAAGUCUGAGUGAAUUUUCGAGUAAAGCUGCCUAACGCUGGGAAAAUGCUUGGACUGUGACGGCUCAGUUGCCUUUGUUCCAAACGACAACUGGAUUUUCCAACGUUUCCAACCGGACGCCCUUCUUCUCCUUCAUGUAAUUGCGUAGUAUAUGUGGUCUGAACUCCGAGUCUGAACUCCGACUCGGGCAAGAGGGGACGUGUACGGCUGUAUUACGGCUUUUUGGCCGGAAAUCAUUUAUCAUACCCU